Musa acuminata AAA Group (dessert banana) is the source of this 2432-nucleotide messenger RNA. Its product is annotated as exocyst complex component SEC15A-like. The record is from RefSeq and is a predicted model, not a curated record. Bases 16 to 2391 code for a protein of 791 amino acids. Gene Ontology annotation, biological process: exocytosis; intracellular protein transport; Golgi to plasma membrane transport. The transcript has a single exon. Lineage: Eukaryota; Viridiplantae; Streptophyta; Magnoliopsida; Zingiberales; Musaceae. Gene Ontology annotation, cellular component: exocyst; membrane.
GCUGCAGAUUCCGGGAUGAUGCUGCAUGCCCCGUCCAGGAGGCGAACCGUGGUGGAACACGCGGACGGCGGCGUCGAUGUAGUCCUCGCGACCUCCAUCGGGAACGGGGAGGAUUUGGGCCCUGCGGUUCGCCAUUCCUUCGAGUCCGGCAAGCCCGAGGCCCUCCUGCACCAGCUCAGGAACAUCGUGAAGAAGAAGGAGGUGGAGAUCGAAGAGCUGUGCAAGCUUCACUACGAGGACUUCAUCGUCGCCGUCGACGAGCUGCGUGGCGUGCUGGUCGACGCCGACGAGCUGAAGAGCAUGCUGUCGAGCGAGAAUCUCAGGCUGCAGGAGGUGGCCAGCGCGCUUCUGCUGCGGCUGGAGGAGCUCCUCGAGCUGUACCUCAUCAAGAAGAACGUCACCGAGGCCUUACAGACAUUGAAGGUCUGCGUCCAGGUCUCCAAGCUCUGCCUCACCUGCAACAUGCACGUCUCCAACAGCCGCUUCUACCCUGCACUCAAGACCUUGGACAUGAUCGAGCGCAACUACAUCCAGAACACCCCUCUCAAGCCCCUGAGGAAGGUGAUCGAGAAGCAGAUACCUGCGCUCAAGCUGCACAUCGAGAAGAAGGUCUGCAGCGAGUUCAACGACUGGCUCGUCCACAUCAGGAGCGCGGCCAAGGAGAUCGGGCAGCUGGCCAUCGGCCAGGCUUCCUCCGCCCGGCAAAGAGAAGAGGAGAAGCGGGCGCGCCGCAGGGAAGCAGAAGAGCAGAGCCGGACCGGCGUCGGCGACGUCGCGUGCGCGUUGGACAUCGAGCACAUCGACGAGGAUUCGAUGCUGGAAUUCGACCUCACGCCGGUCUACCGAGCUCAUCACAUUCACACCUGCCUUGGGAUCGAAGAGAAGUUCCGCGACUACUACUACAAGAACAGGCUGAUGCAGCUCAAUCUGGACCUGCAGAUCUCGUCGGCGCAGCCGUUUCUUGAAUCCCACCAGCCCUUCUUCGCGCAGAUCGCCGGCUUCUUCAUCGUGGAGGAUCGAGUUCGGCGGACUGCAGGGGGACUGCUAUCGGACAGUCAGGUGGAGGCGAUCUGGGAGACGGCCAUCGCGAAGAUGACAUCCGUUCUGGAGGAUCAAUUCUCCCGCACCGAUACAGCGAGCCACCUCCUUCUUAUCAAAGACCUCGUGACUCUUCUCGGGGCCACUCUCACCGGCCAUGGCUACCGGGUAGCGCCCUUGCUCGAGGUGCUCGACAGCAGCAGAGACAAGUACCACGAGCUCCUCCUCAGCGAGUGCUGGAAGCAGAUCAGCGACAUCCUGGCCAGUGAUUCCUUCGAACAGAUGGUGAUCAAGAAGGAGUACGAGUACAACAUGAACGUGUUGUCGUUCCAACUUCAAUCCUCCGACAUAAUGCCUGCAUUCCCAUACAUCGCACCCUUCUCCUCCUCUGUUCCAGAUGUGUGCCGCAUCGUGCGCUCCUUCAUCGAGGACUCCGUCAACUACUUGUCGUACGGAGGUCACAUCAACUUUUACGAAGUGGUCAAGAAGUACCUCGACAAGCUCGUGAUCGGUGUGCUGAACGAAGCUUUGCUCAACAUGAUCCAUACUGGUAAUCUCGGCGUGUCGCAGGCGAUGCAGAUUGCGGCGAACAUAGCAGUCCUCGAGGGCAGUUGCGAUCUCUUCUUGUGGCAGGCUGCCCAACUCUGCUCGGUGCCUCUGCGCUUGGUGGAAAGGCCUCAUGCCGGAUUGACUGCCAAGGCUGUCCUCAAGGCGUCGCAGAAUGCAGCUUACAAUGCGUUGGUGAACGUGAUCGAUUCCAAGUUGGAUGAGUACUUGGCGCUCAUGAACGGCAUCAAUUGGACGGCAGAUGAAGCUCCAGAGAACGCGAACGACUACAUCCACGAAGUCGUCGUCUACCUCGACUUCCUCAUCUCCACCGCUCAGCAAAUUCUGCCUGCAGAAGCUCUCUACAAGAUCGGUGUCGGUGCUCUGAAUCAUAUAUCGGAUUCGAUCGUGGCUGCCUUUCUUAGUGAGAGUCUGAAGAGGUUCACCCUCAAUGCUGUCAUCGGCAUCGGCAAUGAUCUGAAGACAUUGGAAGCGUUUGCGGCUGAAAGGUUCCAGAGCACGGGGUUGAGCGAGUUGAAGAAAGACCGAAGCUUCAGAGAUUGUUUGGUGGAAGCGAGGCAGCUGGUGAAUCUGCUGGUGAGCAAUCAGCCUGAGAACUUCAUGAAUCCGGUGAUAAGAGAGAAGAACUAUGGUGCUUUGGACUACAAAAAGGUUGCGAGCAUCUGCGAAAAGUUCAAGGACGCACCAGAUCGGUUGUUUGGGAGCCUGUCGAGCCGAAACACGAAGCAGGAUGCUCGGAAGAAGUCGAUGGAUAUGCUGAAGCGAAGGCUGAAAGAUUUCAGCUGAUGCCAAGGAUUGACCUCCAGACAAGUUAGCUUGUUAUGGAU